AUGAGGGCUAAACCAUACGGCAUGAUCACAGUUCAAGAGAGACAGCCCGCGCCACGCCCCCAAGCCAGGUGGUAUGCUGGCUACGGCGCCGCUUCUUGGCAAGCCUCGAACACGCAGUCCUCGUCGUCCUCCUCCAGCGGCGCCCUUUUCACUCCUCCGGCCCCCAAGGUCUCGCCCUACCCGCUGCCCCAUGGCGAUUCCAUCGGGCUCAAGGGCGGCGUGAGGGUCGAAGCCUCGGAAAGAUCGGAGGUGAGCGAGAAGGACCUCGCAGGGAAGGGAGACGCCGGCGUGGCGAGGGCGGUGCCGGAGACCCCGCGAGUGAAGGGCGGACCGCUCGAGUGCCCUUGGUGCCAGAAGGUGCUGUCGAAGCCCUCCAACCUGAAGGUGCACAUCAGGCGCCACACCGGGGAGAAGCCCUACCACUGCCUCUUCUGCCCCUACAGCGCGGCGCAGAAGGUCCAGGCCCUCUGGGAAGUGCUCGUCCCCAGCGGCGUGUCUGUGCCCCACCAUCACCACCACCAGCAGGCCUACUCGAAGCACCAGCUGAUACGGAAGUACAAGUGCCCCUACUGCGGCAUCGCCAUGAACCACCGCAACAACAUGAGGAAGCACAUCCGGAUCCAUACCGGGGAAAAGCCCUAUUUCUGCAAGCUGUGCGACUACCGCGCUCCGAGGAAGGACAUGGUCGAGAAGCACGUGUUCAUCAAGCACCCCGGUCAGGAACCCAGCGUGGUGGCUUGCGAGACGCAGUUCUUGGUAUAUAAUAGCCGCGUGGACGUGAACUUAAUUGUGCUUUCAUUUGUGAUGCUCAUACGUAGCCCCUUCUUCCACGGGAUCCUUCUUAGGUAUCAUUCUUCAUUUUUGCUUGGCACUGACUGGCUGUGCCCGUGCAUCGUCCACAUCCGGCUGGUAUGA
Messenger RNA from Penaeus monodon (black tiger shrimp), 915 nucleotides. Its product is annotated as B-cell CLL/lymphoma 6 member B protein-like. Bases 1 to 915 code for a protein of 304 amino acids. Gene Ontology annotation, cellular component: nucleus. Lineage: Eukaryota; Metazoa; Arthropoda; Malacostraca; Decapoda; Penaeidae. Gene Ontology annotation, biological process: regulation of transcription by RNA polymerase II. The transcript is spliced from 6 exons. The record is from RefSeq and is a predicted model, not a curated record. Gene Ontology annotation, molecular function: DNA-binding transcription factor activity, RNA polymerase II-specific; RNA polymerase II transcription regulatory region sequence-specific DNA binding.